Olea europaea var. sylvestris is the source of this 1048-nucleotide messenger RNA. RefSeq names its product histone deacetylase 9-like. The transcript is spliced from 3 exons. Bases 457 to 735 code for a protein of 92 amino acids. Lineage: Eukaryota; Viridiplantae; Streptophyta; Magnoliopsida; Lamiales; Oleaceae. Gene Ontology annotation, molecular function: histone deacetylase activity. The record is from RefSeq and is a predicted model, not a curated record.
AAUCUCUGUCUAUUUUGAUAUUGUUCCAUGAAAGAAUGCAACAGAGUUGAUGGAAUCAGAGCAUCCCAGUAAAAUUGCACAGGCCGAGCAACGAAUCACUCGUACUAACAGCUUAAAAUUGCAAUUUUCACCUUAAAAGAAGCAAAAGAAAAAAUAAAAAGCGAGCCCACCAAGUGAAGAGCCGAGCCCAACUUUCUCGGUACGAAUCCUUGAGGUCGACCCGUCCCAAUUAAUGUCUCUAUUCCUCUUCCAUUACCGUUGAAAAAGGCCACGGACAUAAACGUCCAGAUUCAGCUUGGCAAGUGAACAAAACCAGAGUCCGAAAUCAAAAUCGCUGAACUAGAAACGCGAUUUUUGUUAGAAAAUCGUAGAUGCAAAUGUAAUUUGGCGUUAAAACGGGACAAAGCGGCCGAAAUUUUUUCUCGGCAGCCAUUUUCUCCCUCCCGUCACUCAAAAAUGCGCAGCAAGGACAAGAUCGCUUACUUUUAUGACGGGGAUGUGGGGAACGUGUACUUUGGGCCGAGUCACCCGAUGAAACCGCACAGGUUAUGUAUGACUCACCACUUGGUUCUCUCUUAUGAGCUACACAACAAGAUGGAAAUUUAUAGGCCCCAUAAGGCAUACCCAGUGGAGCUAGCGCAGUUCCAUUCUGCGGAUUAUGUGGAAUUUUUAAAUCGAAUAACGCCAGACACGCAGGCUUUGUUCGCGAAUGAGAUGGUGAAAUGUAAGGAGUAACUAAGUUUAUGUUCUUUUGUUUGUGAUGAGUGUGGAAAAGCAUUUUAUUAUCCUAGGUUAUGAAGGAAUUUAAUUUUGUUAUUCUCUGACAACUUUAUAAAGUUGAAUUUAGUGUUUUAAAGAUGAAUGAUGCUGAAAAAUGGAGAUAUUUAUAUCAGUGGGAGUCUUUCACUGAUUUAACACUGGACUUUAUAAGCAAUUUUAUUAAUUUUUGAUAAUCAUUGAAUGCUUUUCGAUGUUUGUAGUACUAUAGAUUAGUUGAUGAUAUAUAGUUUCCCUACGAGGCUUGUAUUAUUAGAAACCAAAUGUAAUU